Parnassius mnemosyne (clouded apollo) is the source of this 1224-nucleotide messenger RNA. NCBI's taxonomy places the organism in Eukaryota, Metazoa, Arthropoda, Insecta, Lepidoptera, Papilionidae. The record is from the annotation of a GenBank genome assembly.
AUGGCCAAAGUGGAGCAGCCGAUUUUUAUAUUACCAAAGAAACGAAAUGGGAAGAAACAGAAUGCUACGGCGGGUCACGUUGAUCAUAUUAUAACCGUGCAGGGAGUUGCUGAUAAUGAAAUACCUACAAAGUAUAAAAAUGGACUCUCGCCAGUUACUGAACAGGUGGUCAAUGGAAUCAUUCAUUCAACUAUGGAAGGUCUAAAGUCUAACAUGAAAAUUAAUCUCCCUAUUAUAAAUGAUGUCACUGAUGAAGACACUAAUGACAAUUUUGUUGAUUCACAACAAACAUUUCAGAAAAAUGGCUAUCAGGCUCUAUCUACUAUACACAACAGUCGUGAAAUUAUUGAUUUGUCUCCAAUAUAUGAAAACUCUUCAGACGCCUGUUCCAGCCAUGGAGACUUGAGAGAAGCUAAUGAAACUGAAACACAAAAGGGCUGCAGGAUAUUGAAUUCAGAGAAUAAUGAAAGUUCAUGUGCUACACCUAAUAGUAUGUCACAGACCCAAUCUGAAAAUAGCUUUGAAAUGGGACCUCUUACUGAUAGUCUUAAAAACAGUGCAAAAAGGAAGAAGCGAGUUAAUAUAGUUCCUGGGGUAAUUGAAUCUGAGAACGUAGACUCUGAAAUAACUAAUUUAAGAGUUGAAUCAGAGGGAUCCAUUUCACCUUCUUCAUUAACUGACAAUUCCAAAGAUGGAUAUUUAACUAUGACUGGUACAAUCAAGAGGGGAAAGAAGAAGGGCCAAAAUGUAGAUGUGAAAUUGAACAUAUCAAGAGAGGAACUUGAGGUAAUUGAAGCCGCUAUUGUAGCUGAAGAAUAUAACAAAAUGGAUGUGUCCAAAUGCUCUCUUUAUAAUGGACCACAUAUAUUUAUAUUCAGCCUACUCUGCAUUCCAUUUGUGGCUAGCAUUUCAGCUGUUUAUUCAUUUUAUAUAGGUACCCUAGCCUGGUACAACAUUUUUUCACAUGUUACAGAAAAUUUCAAUUGUAUUAAAAAGGCCCUAUUGGCUCCUGUAGUAAUAUUAUCAUAUCCAUUUUUAAUAGUAAUCUUUACAGUUGGUUUAGGAUUGUACGCCGGAAUUGUGCAGCUUACUUUCAGUGGAGCAAAUUGGUGGAAAGAUGUUCGUGAUUUUGAGAAAGGCUUUUACGGUUGGCUUUGUAACUUGUUAGGUAUGUCAGAGUGCAGCCCUUAUGAAGUUGUUAUUUUGAUGGAUGUAAAACCAUAA